Tupaia belangeri chinensis (Chinese tree shrew) is the source of this 2686-nucleotide messenger RNA. It is a transcript of the gene TRAF5, whose product is annotated as TNF receptor associated factor 5. Gene Ontology annotation, molecular function: tumor necrosis factor receptor binding; zinc ion binding; thioesterase binding. Gene Ontology annotation, biological process: regulation of apoptotic process; signal transduction; positive regulation of canonical NF-kappaB signal transduction. Lineage: Eukaryota; Metazoa; Chordata; Mammalia; Scandentia; Tupaiidae. The transcript is spliced from 12 exons. Gene Ontology annotation, cellular component: plasma membrane signaling receptor complex; cytoplasmic side of plasma membrane. The record is from RefSeq and is a predicted model, not a curated record. Bases 148 to 1824 code for a protein of 558 amino acids.
GAGGCCUCGUAAGCGGUUACGCCUCCAGCCCCGGCCCGCCUUCCUCCGGGGCGGUGCUCUCCUGCCGCGGCUCAAGCUGCGGCAACUCGGAGCUGCUGUGCGCUUGUCGCCCCGCACCGGCGGAGCUUCAGAACGCCGAGCCACAGGAUGGCUUACUUGGAGGAGCAAGGAGGUGUCCCCUGUGGUUUCAUCCGCCAGAAUUCCAGCAACUCCAUCUCCUUGGAUUUCGAGCCCGACACGGAAUACCAGUUUGUGGAGCAGUUGGAGGAGCGUUACAAAUGCGCCUUUUGCCAUUCGGUGCUCCACAAUCCCCACCAGACAGGCUGUGGGCACCGCUUCUGUCACCACUGCAUCCUGUCCCUGAGAGAAUUAAAUGCAGUGCCAAUCUGCCCCGUAGAUAAGGAGAUUAUUAAAUCUCAGGAGGUAUUUAAAGACAAUUGCUGUAAGAGAGAAGUCCUCAAUUUAUAUGUUUAUUGCAAAAAUGCUCCUGGAUGUAAUGCCAAGAUUAUUCUGGGACGAUACCAGGACCACCUUCAGCAGUGCUUAUUUCAAGCUGUGCAAUGUGCUAAUGAGAACUGUGGGGAACUAGUCUUGCGGAAGGAUCUGAAAGAGCAUCUGAGUGCAUACUGUCAGUUUCGAGAGGAAAAAUGUCUUUAUUGCAAAAAGGAUGUGGUGGUAAUCAAUCUGCAGAAUCAUGAGGAAAACUUGUGUCCUGAGUACCCGGUGUCUUGCCCCAACAAGUGUGUGCAGAUUAUUCCAAGAAUGGAGGUGAAUGAACACCUUGCAGUGUGUCCUGAAGCCGAACAAGACUGUCCUUUUAAACACUAUGGCUGUCCUGUAAAGGCUAAGCGGGGAAACCUGCAGGAACAUGAGCAUUCAGCCUUGCGGGACCACAUGCUUCUGGUUUUAGAGAAGAAUUUCCAGUUAGAAGAACAGAUUUCUGACUUAUAUAGGAACCUGGAACGCAAAGAAAGUAAAAUCCAACAGCUAGCGGAAACCGUGAAGAAAUUUGAGAAAGAGUUCAAACAGGUUGCACAAUUGUUUGGCAAAAAUGGAAGCUUCCUCUCAAACCUCCAGGUUCUCGCCAGUCACAUUGACAAGUCUGCUUGGCUGGAAGCUCAAGUACAUCAGUUAUUACAAAUGGUUAACCAGCAGCAAAACAAAUUUGAUCUGAGGCCCUUGGUGGAAGCUAUUGAUACAGUGAAACAGAAAAUUACCCUGCUAGAAACCAAUGAUCAAAGAUUAGUUGUUUUAGAAGGAGAGACCAAUAAGCAUGAUGCCCACAUUAAUAUUCAUAAAGCACAGCUGAAUAAAAAUGAAGAGCGAUUUAAACUGCUAGAAGGGGCCUGCUACAAUGGAAAGCUCAUUUGGAAGGUGACAGACUACAAGAUGAAGAAGAAGGAGGCAGUGGAUGGGCACACAGUGUCCAUCUUCAGCCAGCCCUUCUAUACCAGCCGCUGUGGCUACCGGCUCUGUGCCAGAGCAUACUUGAAUGGGGAUGGGUCUGGGAAGGGGACACACCUGUCCCUGUACUUUGUGGUGAUGCGAGGAGAGUUUGACUCACUAUUGCAGUGGCCAUUCAGGCAGAGGGUGACCCUGAUGCUUUUGGACCAGAGUGGCAAAAGAAACCACAUUGUGGAGACCUUCCGGGCAGACCCCAAUAGCAGCAGCUUUAAAAGACCCGAUGGGGAGAUGAACAUUGCAUCUGGCUGUCCCCGUUUUGUGGCUCAUUCCACUUUGGAGAAUGCCAAGAACACCUUCAUUAAAGAUGACACCCUCUUCUUGAAAGUGGCUGUGGAUUUAACUGACCUGGAGGAUCUCUAGUCACUGCUGGGGUGACGAGAGGACAUUGGGAUCCUGAACCAUGGAGGAACGACACGUGAUUAUCACCUGAACCUAAGUUUAGACUUGGUGCACAUUUGUAUUUGGCAUUUUGCCCUUCAUGUUUGAAGUCAGUUUAAACGUCCAAAGUGUUGUCUUUUAAUUAACAGUUUAUUUUGUCCCUGUUUGAAACAGAAAACUUAUGGAGUAUCCUCAUGUUAUUUAUAUUUUUAUAUGUUAUGAAAGAUGGUAAGUUUCUCAAAAGCAAGGUCUGGAGCUUAUCUCUUUUACUGGUGCUUAGCGCAGUGUCUCAGGCACUCUGUAAUACUGAAUAUGCUGAGGGAGCAGAAUUCCCAAUUGAAAUACUUUGAUAUUUUGUUGGUUGGUCUGUUCAUUGUAGACCUGCCCUGAAGCCUGCAAAAGCCAUCUUUUAAAAGGUAGGCUGUUCAGUUAGGCAGUGGAUGAUGAUGUUACAAAAACAAUAUGGCAAGUUUGGGCCAGAUUUUUUUUUUUAGAGAUAUUAACAGUUUCGUAAGAUUCGACCAAAUACUUAAAUUACACAGACACACACACAUAUUCACACACACAUAUCUUUGUGUACAGAUAGUUUGAAGGUAUUUUGGCAAUAAAAAAUUAAUGUGAGGAUGGGCAGAAUUUAGUAUAUGACAGAGAAAGUAUCAUAAAUGAAUAAAGGGAAUUUAAAACAGGGAGAAAAUUGUUACAAUUUCCUAUAGGUGUUACAUGUACUACUCCCAUCCAAAAUUGAUUAUAAAAAUAGUAUCUACUGUUCUUUUUGAGAAAAUUUUUGAAUUUAUAAAUUGGUAUGGAAAUGGACAUUUAUAUAAACUGUUGAUGUUUCUCAUCA